Molecule: messenger RNA, 462 nt
Organism: Eruca vesicaria subsp. sativa (arugula)
Lineage: Eukaryota; Viridiplantae; Streptophyta; Magnoliopsida; Brassicales; Brassicaceae
Source: the annotation of a GenBank genome assembly
AUGGCCAGACCUAUGAAAAGAGAUAUAUCGGGCAGUGGUCAUGACAUAGAUGCUUUACUUCAGCGGGGUUCCUCUCCCUCCUCACUUCAAGAUCAGACCGUUUGUACAGAUGAGCUCGCUGUCAGACUACGACAUUUACCAAUGUCUGGGCCUUCUUUGUCGCUGAGAUCCAUGAUUCGAUCACCAUGGUUGCUUAGUCCGCUCUCUGCUUUGGCCCAGGCAGUUGACUCAAACCCGAGCCUUCAAAAUAAUAUCAUCACCAGUGCAUUGCUCUACAUCUCAAGUGCUGAGGAGAAUAAAACAGUAGUUUCUCAAAACCCUCUUGUCAUCCCACUGCGUAUAAAGUCUUUGAAGCAGUGUACAGCUAAGACACGAAGAAAAUCUGCAGCAACUUUACUGUCACUUGUAAUACUUCUAAGCACUUUCAUGUAUGUUAGUCCAAAUUAUCAAAUACUAGAUUAA